This is a messenger RNA of Condylostylus longicornis, 2148 nucleotides long. Its product is annotated as coronin-2B-like. Gene Ontology annotation, biological process: actin filament organization. Gene Ontology annotation, molecular function: actin filament binding. The record is from RefSeq and is a predicted model, not a curated record. Lineage: Eukaryota; Metazoa; Arthropoda; Insecta; Diptera; Dolichopodidae. The transcript is spliced from 10 exons.
AUUAAUUUCUUGUAAUAUGCCCGAGGAUAUUCUAAAGGAUACGUUUAUUAAAAAGGAGCAAGGACACGAUUUAAAGAUCUCUUUAAUUUCUAGUGUUAUUGAUUCAAAUUCUUGUGUUAAACCAGAGAAAAAGUAAAUAGUAUUUUUCUUUUAUAAGUUUAUUUCUGAAAAUUUAUUUACAAAAGUUUUGAAAAUGACAAACAACAAGCUUUGGUUCCGUGGUGUAAGACCAUCAAAAUUUCGACAUGUGUACGGAUUACCAUCAAGAAAAGAAUCAUGUUAUACAGAUGUAAAUGUUGUAAGAAAUACGAAUGAUGGACAUGUUUGCGCAGCAAAUCCAAAAUUUUUAGCAUUAGCUGUUGAUUCCACAUUUGCGAUUAUAUCCGCGAGCCAAACUGGACGAAUAGAUUUCCAAUCAUGCAAAAUAAUUGGGCAUUUUGGACAAAUUACAGAUCUCAAAUGGAAUCCCUUUAAUGAUAACAUUAUUGCAUCUGCUGCAGAUGAUUGUACCAUUAAAAUUUGGGAAAUUCCUGAAAAUGGUCUUACAUCAAACAUGGAUGAAUUCAAAAUUGAACUACUUGGUCAUAAAAGGAAAGUACUUCAAAUUGAGUGGCAUCCAACAGCCGAUGACAUUUUAUUUUCUAUUGGUUUCGAUAAUUUGGUUUUAAUUUGGGAUUUAACAAAGCCAAAUGAAAUUCUUAGCACAAUUAACUGCCACACUGAUACAAUUUAUUCUCUGGCUAUUAAUCGUGAUGGAUCUUAUAUAGCCACAACAUCCAAAGACAAAAAACUACGCAUUAUAGAACCAAGAAGUGCUAUAGUAGUAUCUGAAGGUAUUUGUCAUGCUAGUACUAAAUGUACCAAAGUUGUAUUUCUGGAUUAUGGAAAAGUGUUGACAACCGGUUUUUCUCGUCAUUCUGAUAGACAAUAUGCUUUAUGGGAUCAACAUGACUUAAAAACUCCAUUAGUUCAAGAAGUUGUGGAUAGUUCCUCAGGUGUUAUCACCCCAUAUUAUGAUUACGAUACCAAAAUGCUAUAUUUAGCUGGAAAAGGUGAUGGUAACAUAAGGUACUAUGAAAUUGUUGAUGAACCACCAUAUAUUUAUUAUUUGAAUCAAUUUUUAUCUGGUCAACCACAAAAAGCUUUAGGUGUAUUACCUAAACGAGGACUAAAUGUUCAACAAUGUGAAAUAUUUCGCUUUUAUAAAAUAUAUGCAUCUGGUAAUAUUUGUGAACCGAUAUCAAUGAUUGUUCCAAGAAAAUCUGCAGGAUUUCAAAGUGAUUUGUAUCCAGAUACAGCGGCAAUGAAACCAGCUACAACAGCAGCUGAAUGGUUGUCUGGCCGAAAUAUUCAGCCAAUAACGAUGUCCUUAGCUUUCGGUAAGGUUUCAAUGCGUACCUCAAAUCCAUUAAAUCAAAUAAAUGUUUUGUUUUUGUAUUAAAAAUUUUUAGAGCAAAAUCAUCAAGAUAACAGUAUUGUAACAAAUGGCAACGAUGAAAAAAAUUAUAAAAAAAAUAUUGAUAAAUAUGAAAUUGAAAAAAUGUCGGCAAAGAAAGUUGAUAAUAAUUCGAAAAAAUUUGCAUUUUUAUCUCGUGAAACGGUUCCAGAUUACCGUCCGAACUUUGAUAAAAGUUUUAAAACUUCAACAAAUGAAAGCACAAAAUUUAACAAAUUACAAGCUGCAUUUACUCAUCAAACUAUGAAGGAGAUUUCAAAUUAUCAAAAUACUUUGAUAAGUUCUAAAGAUUCUUACGAAAAUAUACCUUUAAAUUUAACUGAAAAAGAGUUACGUAAAGCUUAUGGAUGUCAAGCAGAAGAGAUUAAAAAUCUUAAAAACCAAUUAAUGUGUUCCGAAAAACGUGUUCAAGAAUUGGAACUGGAAAUAAAACGUUUAACUGCUUCCAAAUGAAUGAAAAAAAAAGAAGUUUUUUUUUUCUUUUAAAUUAAAUGAACCAUAGUUUAAAAAUAAUAGAGAAAUUUUUGUUUUAUAAAAUUUUCUUUUUGCUAUAAAAGAACGCUAAUCAUUAUCAUGGUGUCAACAGAACGAAUUUUUAUUUUUUUUUUUUUAAAUAGUUUAGAAAACAAAAUUUUAAAAAUGAUAUAAAAAUUGUGAUGUAUUUUUAUACAAAAAUAAUAAUUUUUUAUUAG